Molecule: messenger RNA, 1283 nt
Organism: Gaeumannomyces tritici R3-111a-1
Lineage: Eukaryota; Fungi; Ascomycota; Sordariomycetes; Magnaporthales; Magnaporthaceae
Exons: 5
Coding region: 68-1141 (357 amino acids)
Biological process (GO): sphingolipid biosynthetic process
Cellular component (GO): endoplasmic reticulum membrane
Molecular function (GO): 3-dehydrosphinganine reductase activity
Source: RefSeq, a predicted model, not a curated record
UCUACUAGUCUUACUGGGUUUAGUGUCCUAGCAAUUCCGAUUCCGAGCAAUCAAGAGGCACAGAAACAUGUUAACCUCAUCACGGUCGUCCGAUAUGGAACACCUUCGAGGCAGACUAGUCUUCGUUGCCGGCGGCUCGACCGGACUUGGCAAGGCCAUCGCCAUAAGCUUGGCCGCCAGAGGAGCUGAUGUCACCGUCUUCGCUCGGAGGCAGGAAGUGCUCGACGAGGCACGCGUCGAGAUCGACAAGGCCACCAUAUUUCGCGACCAAGAGAUCCGUACCGUGUCGCUGGACCUGUCAGAUGCCUCGCAGUGCGAACGUGUCUUCGAGGCCCAGCCGCGGCUCCCCGACGAUCUGUUCUGCGUCGCCGGCGGUUGCGUCCCCGAGCUGGGCUUCUUCGCCGACGUUCCCGCCACGGCUCUCGACAGCUGCAUGAGAAAGAACUACUUCACCAGCGCGUACCCGGCCCACGCGCUGCUCCGGCUCUGGACGCGCGACGACCGCCGUCGGAACGCCCCUUCUUCUUCUUCUUCUCCUCCGGCCGCGGCGCAAGGGCAAGAGCCGAAGCCGAAGCCCAAGUUGCGGCGGCUCGCUUUCGUCAGCAGCGCUGCCGCCCUUGCCAAUGUUCCUGGCUACAUAGCAUACACGCCCGCGAAAUGCGCGCAGCGCGCUCUGGCCGACACGCUACGGCAGGAGGCCGCUAUUUACUCGAACGCGGCCUCCCGAUACACGAUACACUGCGCCUUCCCGGCCACGGUGCUCACGGACACCUUCUUCGAGGAGCAGAAGAACAAGCCGGCCGUCACGAAGCGGAUGGAGUCGACCGACGGCGCCGAGGAAGAGCUGCGCGCCAAGUACCCGUCGGCCCAUGACGUGGCCGAGGCCAUUGUGCGCGCGACCGCGGAUCGCCCGGGGGGCGGCGACUUCUGCGUCUGCACCGACUUCAUCACCUCGGUCCUGUGGAGCGGCAUGACGGGCCCCAGCCCCAAGAGGGGCUGGGGCAUCUUGGACUCCCUCCUGGGCUUCAUCUCGGUCCUUUUCGUCUGGCCCAUCUUGAGGUUGUCGUGGGACUCUACAUGUGCCGAGGCCGGUAGGUCUAGAGAUAAAGAGGAGGGUUCGAGUGGGAAUUCCAGAGUUUAGAUAGGUAAUCUUAUCCAAGCUGUUUAUGUUGCGUGCUGAGCACCAGAAGGAUCCCCAUGCAGGAAUCUCACAACUUCGGGUCAAUUAGCUGCCUCGGUCCUAUCGCGGGUCAUCACAUGGCUCCUUCCGCCUGAGAAGUGCA